AUUUAGAGCUCCCCAGCUGUUUUUAAUUUUUGUACAAAAAUUAUUGUAAGAAACAAAUACUAUUACAAAAUAACAUAUAUGGCACAAACACAUCUAAAAAUAAACCCAUGUAUAACAGUGCAUGAUAACAUCAAAUACUCAACGCUUUUAAGUAAAAAUAAAGAAUACUGGGAAAUCUAUCAGAUAUCUUCUGUGUAAUGUGUAGUGUGGCAUUGCUUAUUUCCAGUCCUAAAUAUUUGCUUUUCCUUUGUCCUGCAGACUCCAAUCCAAAAGAAAAAAGGGAAGAUGUCAGUCAAAAAGGAGAAGCCAAAGAAAAUAUUUCCCCUUCUGCUCGUAUUCAAGAAAAGAGAGACCUGUGUAUGUUUUUAGCACUUCACAUGGAAAAUUCACCAUACUGUGGAAAGCCGAAAUCUGAAUCACCUGCUAUUGGGCAGUUUUCCAAAACAGGGAUUGUCAUCUGUGAAGGACUCAAGUUUGAAAGAAUUGUUGCAAUGGAUUGCUCAACAGAAAAUCUGCAUGCUGUGCAGAAAGCAUUGUUAAGGCUACCUGAUGAACAAAAAGGACGUCAAGUUUUUUUAUCGCGGAUACCUUGCAUAAGCUGUGUAAAGUUUCUUGUUCAAGCGCAAGUCUCAAAAAUUUAUUUCUGGCCGAAUUUUGAAACAGAAAUAAAGAAAAUCAGUGAAGAGGAAAGAGAAGAAUUACAACAUCGAAGCAUACUUAUUAAUAACAUAUUAAAGGAAAGCUGUGUUUAUGAUGCUAUGUUCAUACCAAUACUAAAUUUGGAAAAAGCAAAGAUCAUUGCAUCAAAAGCAAAUACAAAUAACAUUUCUAAUAAUGAAAUUUCUUCAGUGUUUGAUAAUAGUGAAUCAGAUAUAAAAUUUGCACUUAAACUACUAAAUAUGUCAUUUUUGUGGGAAAAAGAACAGCUAAAGAAUGAAGUAGAAAAUGCAAAGAAGUCUUUUCAGAUUUUGACAGGUCCUGAAGACAAGGAAUACAAUUUUCAAAUAAAUGAUGUAGAUAAAUGUAAAAUCCAGCAUGCUUCCCAACUCUGCAAUUUACUAGCUGCCAGAAGUGAUACUUAUAACAAAGGAGAGGGCACUGUGAUCUACAAAGAAAAUAGCAUUGUUUCUGUUGGCUACAGUGGAUUUCCAAAAGGGACAAUGUACGAUUUAUUCAAAAAGAAGAAUGAUGGUAGUUUGAAUCAUAGGAUUGUCGUUUGUGCUGAAGCAAAUGCACUCAUACUUGGACCUAAGGACCAUCUGAAAGGUGCAGAAUUAAUAACCACAAAGGAACCUUGUGAUGACUGUAAACUUCUCAUUGAAGAAAAGGGGAUUAUCAGAACCAUUUAUCCUAUUCGAAGCAAGGAAAUGCCUGCUUCACAACGACCAUCAGAGACAAACCGUGAAGAAGAGGCACUAGUGGAUGACGCAAGAGACAAUACUGAGUGAUUCUUCUCAUUCAUCAAGUAACAGGCUUUGGGAAAACAAACAAAAAAGCUCAGUGACCAUUUCUUUGGCUACACCUGCCUUCACAAGAUGCAAGAUAACAACAUUUAUCUAUUUAUAUCAUGUGUAACAUUUUGCAAAAUGAACUAAAAUUAUCCUUAAUUUUGGGGAAAGCUUUAAAAUCAUUCUCUGGGAAAGCUUUAAAAUCAUUUAUUUGUUGUAGAGCAUUGAUAGUACAUUAUGUUGUACUUUGUGUUAAGGAAUGUAGUGUUCUGUACAGUCGAAAUGAAUCCAGAUUCUCUUCCAGUCAGUCUGAAAGGGUUACAGCUAACUUGGUCCUAUAACGAUCAAAUAGAUUCAUUAGGUAUUCUGAGAGGAUCCCCAGGAAGAUUCUAGGUGCAGAUGAUAAUGGGCCUUAUAUCCCUAACUGGAACUCCAGGCUCUUAUUUUAAAACCUUCCACUGGUAUUCAGAAUUAGAGGCUCACAUGUAUGAAGAUCCUAGUCUCAGAGUGUGUGCCUGAGACUUCAAAACCGAGAAGCAAAAAAGAAUCAAAAGCCUCUGAUGGAAAAUUAGUAUGCCAGCUAGGGAAGAGAAAUUUGAUUAAGUUUGCAUUUAAUAGCAAGCCUACUUAAUUAACAUUUUCCAAAACAAUAUUACGGUGAAGUGUGUACAAAAAUGCAUUUAUAAGUGAAAAUAACAUUUAAAAAUCCAUGUUAGAGAAAACUGCUCUGCAAAAAUGUGUAUAGUUGGCAAAAUUGCAUACAGACGUAUUAGGGGAAAUUCACUGAUGAGGAGGACUUCAAAAAAAUCACAAACUGAUGUUGAAAUGUGGAGAACCGAACUUAAGAUGAGAAAAACGAGAAACCAACAUUGAAUGAUUUGCCCAUCCUUGGUAUCAGCUGUAUGGUUACAAAGAUGGUUUUAGUUUUGGCUUCACAGCUACUGCCAAAAGGCUGUUGAAGAACCAGAUGGCGCAUGCUAAGUCACCAAUAGAGAAUGGUCUCAUCUGCUAGUCUCAUGCAUAGACCAUGCAGUGGUAACACUUAAAUGUUCUUGCAGGUAACAAUUCUAUUUAAUUGUUGCAAACAGCCUCACAUUCUUAGAGGAUGGCACACUAGACCAGAAGUUCAAAGGCAAUGUAUAGCUAAGGAGCAUGCCAAUUAAGUAACAUACACAGAUGCUGGGAGGUUCAAAGGAAUGUGAUGGGGACAGCACAAAGAAAAGGUUAGAUGGGACUGGCUGGUGAAUGGUGGCAUCAUCAUGCCCUGGUACUCCCAUGGCUAGAACAAAAAUAUAAAAAACCAGGGAAUGGAGGCUUCCAUUCUCCUUUGGGAGCUCUCUGGUGUAGAGAAAGCUGUUAGGGAUAAGUUUUUCUCCUCUCAUAAUAUUAGAACUCGGGGGCCAUUCAGUGAAGCUGAAUGUUGGAAGGUUCAGGACAAACAAAAGAAAGUACCUGUUGACACAGACCUUAGUUAAAUUUUGAAAUUUGCUCCAACAGUAUGUAUUGAUGGUGACCAACCUGGAUGGCUUUAAAAGAAGUUUAGACAAAUUCAUGAAAGAGAAAGUUAUGUUCUCCACUACUGGAGGCAAUAUGCCUCUGAAUACCAAUAGCUGGGAACUCCAACUGGGCAGAGCACCUUUCCUGCUUGUGGGCUUCCUGUCGGCAUCUGGAUGGUCAAUGUAAGAAGAGGAUGCAGGACUAAAUGGGUCUUUGGCCUGAUCCAGCAGGGCUCGGCUUAUGUGUAAGUCCAGUGGUGGCUGGUGCCUAUUGGGACUUGUAGGGCAAAAGGCAAGGAGUCCAACAGUAGAUGGAGGCAGAGCCAAUCACAUGCCAAGCCCAUCCCCUGACUUGUUGACUGUAAGAAAGCAGGCAGAUGGGGUCUGGCUAAGGGUAGACUGAGGUUGGUGGCGCAGCGCCCCAUUUGCCCUAAUGGAACAGCCUCUGCUGCUCAUAUCCUUUGGGAGGCCCCCUCACUCUCAGCUUUUUUGUUUAUGAUUCUCCUCUGGAACCAAGGAAUCUUGGUAAAUUAUGGGCUUCAAUUCUGCUACACUUUUAUACUUUUAUGCUUUUAACUUUUUAGCUGAUUCUUUGGACUUAGAAUUGUUUUAAGUCUCUUUUAAAUAUAUUCUGAGAUUUUGUCUUUGACUCAUUUCUGUAGCAAAAAGAUUAUGUACCCACCUUGGAAUCAUCCUGGAACAUAAAUUCAAUCACACUAUUAUUGAUUGGUUUUAAUUCAGUUUACCUGUACCCCUCCUCCAACAUUUUAGGAUCCUUUUUGUAUUUUCAAACUCUUUUCAAAAUAUGUAACCGUUUCCCGUGCUGUUAGGUUUGAAUUUCAUUUUAGUGAAUCUUUUAAAAUUCUGAACACCUUUUAAGUCAAUUUCAAUGCCUUAGCUUUCAUAUUUAACUAUUCUAGUGCCACAUCUAAUUCUUUAAGUGCCUAGGGAAACUUUACCAAUGUUUCAGCUUCGCAUUUAAAAAUUCAGGUAGUGUGCAAGAGGAAAUUAAGCAGAGGUAGGAUUAUAUUGUAUGUUUUAGCUUCAGUACUUCAUAUCAAAUAGUGAGCAGGAGCCUGUUGAGAGGAAGUCAUAUCAUAUUAACCAACUGUUCUGCUUGUUGCUUCUGUACCAGCUUUUGGAACUUCAUGCCUUUAGUUUUAUCUUGAGUUUCUUUUGCAUCUCAUUGCAUGCUAAUCAUAUAGGCUCUUCUAGAUGCUCAAAUAACAACUCAGUACAAAGCAUUAAUUCCCUGGGUUGAAUCAAACUAAAAUUUUUUUGAGUAGAUCCACUUGAAUCAGUGGCCUCAAGUUAAAUAAUGACUAAUUGAUUUUAAUGACUUAGACGCAGAUUGGUUCUAGAUCUGUAUCAUCUGUAGUUAAAUU
Rhineura floridana is the source of this 4329-nucleotide messenger RNA. RefSeq names its product cytidine and dCMP deaminase domain-containing protein 1-like. Gene Ontology annotation, cellular component: cytoplasm. Bases 198 to 1448 code for a protein of 416 amino acids. The transcript has 9 exons. Gene Ontology annotation, molecular function: dCMP deaminase activity. NCBI's taxonomy places the organism in Eukaryota, Metazoa, Chordata, Lepidosauria, Squamata, Rhineuridae. The record is from RefSeq and is a predicted model, not a curated record. Gene Ontology annotation, biological process: dTMP biosynthetic process; dUMP biosynthetic process.